UAAAAAACGUUGCAGAGUGCAUACUUAUGUUUAACGUUAUUAAUAUUAAUACAUCGUAAAGAAUUUAGAAUAAAUUUCUGCUGACAUCAUGGGCACGUACGAUCUUAAGUGUUAUGGGAGAUAGGUUAGAAAAACAUUUCAGUGCUUCGUGAUUUUCAUGUCUGUAGAAGAUUGUAUUAUUUUAUGCGUAUCAUAAUGUUAAUUCCGACGAUUAGAAAGAGUGUACCAUGUAAUCUGCGACGAAUUGUCGCAUGUGUCACUUAUAGAAACAAAAUGCGAACGAAAAUCGCACGACAGUACAACGAGACGAAUUUGCUGUCUAGCUCGAUCCCAAAUGUUGCAACUUGUAGAAUUUACAGCACUGAAUCAGAUUCUGAACCACGCGUCUCUUUGCCCAUGCUUGUGACUAAUGUCGAACCGUUCAAACCAUCUUUUUUAAUCCCGUUUCGUCUUUUUUUCUUUUCUUUUCAAACUAUUCCACAGAUAGAUAAAGAGUUUUCUAUAUCCGAGACUCUCCAGGGAAUCAGAUACGCAAUAACAGUAAUAUCUAAGGCUUUGGCAAAUGAAAACUAUGAUUCCUUGGAAGGUCUUGUAGCAGAAGAUAUGAUAGAAGUUUUAAGGACAAAAAUCGAGACCCUCAACUCUGAGCAAAGAUGGUUAAUUGCAGUAAAUGAGAAAGAUAUUGCAUUUCAAAUUUUAUCUGAUAUCUCAGCUGAGACAGAUAUAUAUAAUUCCAUUCAAAUUAAAACGAUCUUCCAUUAUAUCCCAGGUAUGGGUGAGAAAAAGAAGCUAGAGCCAGCUUCUACAUUCACAGACAUCUCUAAAUUUGGUGAUAUGUUAAUAUGUAAUUAUAUUUUUACCCGUAAAUAUGUAAAUAAUGUUGGUGGUUCAUGGAUUGCGACUUUUGUAAAUCAUUAUAGUAUUAAUGCUGUAUUGUAGUUUUGUCAAUCUAUUUGCAUAAUA
This is a messenger RNA of Trachymyrmex cornetzi, 963 nucleotides long. RefSeq lists its product as uncharacterized. The transcript is spliced from 3 exons. NCBI's taxonomy places the organism in Eukaryota, Metazoa, Arthropoda, Insecta, Hymenoptera, Formicidae. Gene Ontology annotation, biological process: protein insertion into mitochondrial inner membrane from matrix. Gene Ontology annotation, molecular function: ribosome binding. Gene Ontology annotation, cellular component: mitochondrial inner membrane. The coding region runs from base 184 to 939 and encodes 251 amino acids. The record is from RefSeq and is a predicted model, not a curated record.